Hyaloscypha bicolor E is the source of this 1933-nucleotide messenger RNA. RefSeq lists its product as uncharacterized. Gene Ontology annotation, biological process: regulation of DNA-templated transcription. The transcript has 6 exons. Gene Ontology annotation, molecular function: DNA-binding transcription factor activity, RNA polymerase II-specific; zinc ion binding. The record is from RefSeq and is a predicted model, not a curated record. The coding region runs from base 27 to 1793 and encodes 588 amino acids. Lineage: Eukaryota; Fungi; Ascomycota; Leotiomycetes; Helotiales; Hyaloscyphaceae.
CAACUGUUAAGUUGAAAUGCUGAUGCAUGCUUGCUGGCAGGGCAUCAUUACCCGACCUCGGUAUGCAGCAAACCCCGGCACUAGCCGUCAAGCGGACUAGGCGACGUGAGGCAAAAUCAUGCACGGAGUGUAGGCGGAGAAAGCAGAAGUGCAACCCACGGAAAGAAGGAGGGCCCUGCGGUAACUGCUUGAGACGUUAUCCUCCUGUUGCGUGCGUUGGGAGGGCUGAACCGCCUAAGAAGCCGAACACGACUUCCGGGGAAGAUCUUGAUCCUACCCUCAACAUCGAAGAAUACUCCCCUGGCACCUCCAGCUCUAGUGCCCCUGAACUCGGCGAACCCAGAUCUCAAAGUCUUUACUCACACUCCAACGACUCCCACACUCCAAAUCAUUCAGCGUCAAUAUCCCCAGCAAUAUCCGCAAUAACCGAUCAAAGUGUUUCCAGCUACUUCACAAAGGCCCAUUCUGAUGUAGAGAGGAGCAGCGAGAUCAUCCUUUCUUCGAAUCCAAGCCCCGCUCACACUCCAGAUGAAUCUCCUUACGGAAGUCCUAAAAUGUUUGGGGGAAUCUUGACUUCUAUUAACACUCUGUACAGCCUUCCCAUAAAGCAAACAUCCCAAAACGCAGAGCUCCUCCAUUUCUUUCACAGCUACGUCGUGCCAAAUCUCGUGUCAAUAGAUGGACGAAACGUCCCACCCCUAUUCCUGAGAGAAAUGUUACCAUGGAUGAUCCAGUCGCCAUUGAUGCCAAAUAUUGCAAUUAUGAUGGCAUCUGCAACGCAAAGCAGUGAGCAGGAAUUAAUGGUUAAAAAGAGUGCUGAGACGCUUUCGAUUCAAAGUCAUGUCUUCAAGAUCAUCAAUCAAUUUUUGAAACGGGAUUUCAGUGAAGUUGGUGGGGAGGCACUGCGGGCAGUGAUCCAUCUUGCCAUAUCAGAAUUCUUCUGGGGAUCUUCUGAGAUGUUGUGGCCUCAUGUGAAGGGUCUCAAUCAAAUGAUCAAGCUUCGAGGAGGUUACACAGGGAUGAAAGAUCCUGUUUUGGAGUCAGUUUUUGUCCUCACGGAUUAUGAACUCGCCUGCUGCUUCGAACGUGAUCUGUCAAUGCAGGAACUAAAUCCCGCGCGAGAUACGGACCCACCUAUUCCUCUCUCGUAUGCAGAGGCUUUGAAAUGCCCGUUAAUCACCUCACCAACUACUUUCGAGCAGACUCGAGAAUCUCUGAAUCUCAAUACUGCUGCGGCCGAAAUUCUCGAUGACGUUCGAUUCCUCACUUUAUUCAUAACCUCACCAGAUACACAAGCCAGCACAUCAAAAAUCCAAAGCACCGCUUCGUGGCUGCACAAGCAGUUGGAAAUCAUACCAGCGCCAAUUGGACUUUCUGAUAUACCAGAGGCGGACCUCAUCCUAGAGAUUAUACGCAUCACAGCUCUCAUAUACACCAACUGCAUCGCAACUCUCAGACCCUUUACAAACGCCUACAUACCCACCCAAUUCAUCUCCCUUCUCGACAAAAUCUCUGCAGUAGGCUUAUUGCGAUGGAAAGAGAUCCCCGGCAUCUUCCUCUGGAUUCUCCUCGUAGCAUGUCCGAGCGCAGGUAACGAUUUGCAAGGCAGGUUCUUGAAGAAGAAGAUGGCUGUCACGGGAAUGACUAUUGGAAUGGAGGACUUUGGCUUGUCGAUUGGAUGUUUGAGGGCUUUUUGGAAAGUGCAGAGGUGGAUUGCGAGGGAGCGGGAGAGGGACGUCAUCGAUCCUAUGAUUUUGGGAGAAUGCGGGAAUACUGCCACAGAGGAAGUUUAGUCACAUCGCAUUCGGGGCUUCUAUCUGUGGCCGUUUCGUUUGGUGGCUUAAUAGCUUGUUAAAUAGUUGUAGUCUACGAGCCUAAAGAAGUUUGAAGGGGAAAAAGUAUAAAGACGCAUACCGCCAUAAGGCAUUCGGGU